CAAUUCGAUUUUGGUAACGAAUUCUGACUUAUUCAUUUACAAUAGCUAUUGUAUAUUAGAUCCAAAAUGUUAAUUAUUAUUCAAUGUAUCCAUCUUUAUUCAGGUUUUGACUUAGUUAUUUUUUAUCUUAAACUUGUUAAGAUUGUUUAUAGAACGCAUUGCGUUUCAUUUUGUUAUAACUGUAAACGUAGGAAUAAUAACAAAUUUAAUUAUAACGUUGCUUUUGUCGUAGUGGACGUUUUUAUCACUGAAAUGAAAUGUUCGCUCUCCGAUAUUUGGGUAAUAAUUAUAUUUAUUGUAAAAUCUCAAAGUGUUGAAGUAUUGAUAGAACAAGGAACGCUCUUAGGAACAAGGGCAUCGACAGUAUUCGAUGAAAAAUUGUACUACGCGUUUUACGGAGUACCUUACGCAAGUGUGCCCAUUGGAAAACUUCGAUUUAAAGACCCGAAGCCAGUUAAGAAAUGGAAGAAACCUUAUGACGCUAGGACAGAAUAUCACGGUGCUUGUGCCCAGGUACACAUUGUGCAUAAACAUGCAUUAUUCGGUUAUGAAAAUUGUCUUAAUUUAAAUAUCUAUACACCCGAAUUAUAUGACACCUUAAAGGGAGAUUUAAAAACAGUAAUUGUAUGGAUUCAUGGUUACGCAUUCACUUCUAGUUUUAGUCACAUACAUGGUCCUGACUUUUUAAUAGAAAACGACGUAAUAUUUAUUAGUUUAACAUAUAGAAUUGGUGUUUUUGGUUUUUUGAAAUUAAAAGAUGAUACGAAUGCUAAUAUGGGCUCGAAAGAUAUUGUAAUCGCAUUGAAAUGGAUACGAAGAAAUAUAAAAAAAUUCGGUGGGGAUAAAAACAAAAUCACAAUCAUGGGUAGCGGAUCCGCGGCUACACUGAUUACAUUAUUAAUGUCGAAAUAUAAAAAACUAUUUUCCAAAGCUAUAUUACAAAGCGGAAGCUUGUAUUCUCCGUCCAUAUUUCAAAUUGAUUAUGAUUUAGAAAGAAAACGGCUAAUAAAUAAACUCAAAGAUAAAGGUAUUAAUAAUAUAGUUAAAGCGUCUACCAAAGAUAUAGCUUUAGUUGCAGAGAACAUUUAUACGAAAAAGGAAGUAAUCAACUUUCAAAAACCAGUUGUUCCGUUUACGCCAAUAAUCGAGAAAAAAUCAAACCGGUCAGUGAUAUCUGAAUAUUCUUAUGACAUGUAUAAAGAAAGCAAAACAAUCGGUUUUCGUGUUCCAAUUCUGAUUGGUUUUAAUAGCCAGGAAAGUAUGUCUGAAGUCACGCCACUUAUACAUAAUUCCCGUUAUUUAAGAACCCUCAAUUCUUCUUUCAAAUAUAUGGUACCUUUUACUCGCGGUUGUAAAUUUAAUCUGACUUCCAAGUCUUAUAAAAGAGUCGCGAAAAGAAUAAGAGAAAGAUAUUUUAAUAAAGGGAUUUCUGAGAAGUCAAUACAUGACUUUCUUUAUUACGCUAAUGAACUGCAAAUCUAUCCGAUAUACAAAUUUAUACAAAAUUAUUUAGCUGUCCAAAAGAAGUUUUACGUAUACAAAUUUGACUACGAAGGAAAUUUCAAUGUUAUGAAAACAAACUCUUUAACUGGGUCGAAUACAGUGAUAAAAGGUGCAGCGGGAGGUGAUGAAAUAUGUUAUAUUCUAAAAUGCGAGCCACUUUGGGAGAGUUACGUUAAGUUGAGACACGACAUCAACGACCCAGAUAGAAUUUUAAUCCAGCAAAUAGCCAAGAUGUGGGCGAACUUUGCAAAAUUUGGUGACCCACAUCACAACAGUAAUGGCAAUGUUACGUGGCUUCCAAUGUCCAUAAAAGAAGAUAACAUCUUUAUUAUUGGUAAAGAAAACAAAUUAUCUAAUUCUGAAAUAGAAAAAAGUGCCUAUAAAUUUUGGAAUGACAUAUACAGUAAAUUUUAUGCUAAAGAAAAUUGCGAAAAAUUCCACGACGAGUUGUAGUACUGAUCUAAAAAUUAUAAUUUAAAAAGUAAUCAGUUAUUAGCAAAUAACUGUUACAAUAUAUAGGUAGGUAUGUUACCUCCUCUAUUAGUACUUGUAACAAUGAAGACUUGAUAUUUUUAAAUAAAGUUAGCAAGACAAAAUACUCUUCAUUUUACUAUACAUAACA
This is a messenger RNA of Papilio polytes (common Mormon), 2125 nucleotides long. Its product is annotated as esterase E4-like. The transcript has a single exon. NCBI's taxonomy places the organism in Eukaryota, Metazoa, Arthropoda, Insecta, Lepidoptera, Papilionidae. The record is from RefSeq and is a predicted model, not a curated record. The coding region runs from base 67 to 1956 and encodes 629 amino acids.